Molecule: messenger RNA, 3996 nt
Organism: Ictalurus furcatus (blue catfish)
Lineage: Eukaryota; Metazoa; Chordata; Actinopteri; Siluriformes; Ictaluridae
Gene: exosc10
Product: exosome component 10
Exons: 25
Coding region: 94-2796 (900 amino acids)
Biological process (GO): nuclear polyadenylation-dependent snoRNA catabolic process; nuclear polyadenylation-dependent rRNA catabolic process; histone mRNA catabolic process
Cellular component (GO): nuclear exosome (RNase complex); nucleolus
Molecular function (GO): nucleotide binding; nucleic acid binding; 3'-5'-RNA exonuclease activity
Source: RefSeq, a predicted model, not a curated record
GUUUACACUAACGCAAGCUUUCUUAUUACAACACACAGAAGAAGAUAAAAUCUCGUUGCUGUCGUUAAUUCUCGCGAUAUUAUAUUUGUCAGCAUGGCUGCUUCCACGAGCAGCGGUGGCGGCAGCGCUGUUAAAGAAAGUGAAAAUUCUGUAAAUAAAGAUGCAGAUACAGAGACAGCAGAGUUUUCCCCUGGUUUUAAAGACGUGGAUACCUUUGUUAAGUAUGGACUCGGCUCUGUCAUGGCCGCAACAAAAGCGUCUGCCGGUUUGCCGCAAGCAGGAGACGAAUAUGACUUUUACCGGAGCUUUCCGGGCUUCCAGAAUUUCUGUUCAGUGCAAGGAGGCCGACUGUUACACUGUAUGAGUCAGCUGAUGCAGCACCAUGGCUGCAGAUCACGCUUGAUGGACCGGAGCAAGCUGACUGGCCUGGAGGAGCGCUUUGACAUGGUGGUCGACGCCAACGAUACCAUCUUGGAGAAAGUGGGGAUUUUACUGGACGAGGCUUCCGGAGUGACCCGGUCACAGCCUGUUAUGCCUGCAGGCUAUCAGCCUCCCAAAAUUGUUGUGUCUAGUUGGAAUCGCAAGGGAGGUGACAGCAACGCCGAGACCUUCCGCCUCCUUCAAGCCAAGAACAUUCAGAGGCCGCAGCUAAAGUUUAAGGAGAAAGUCGACAACAGCAACACGCCGUUCAUCUCUAGAAUCUUCAUCAAGCCCAACGCGUUACAGCCACUGGCUCCAUAUUUUAGCAACAAACGUGUGCGGAAGGAGAGGCCUGAGGAUUCGGAUGUCCCUGUAGCACUGGCCGACUUUAUCCACCAGCUGAGAACGCAAGAUCACAUGGAAGACAUGUUUUCUCAUCCUUACCAGUACGAGCUGGACCACCUGGACAUGCCGGAGAGUCUCGAGAGUAAACCUGAACCACAGAUGUAUAAAGCUCUAGCAGAGACGAAUUGCCAGUUCAUCAACACCUUGGAGGAUCUGGCUGCUUUAAACGAGAAGCUGAACAAGAUGACCGAGUUCGCUGUCGACCUGGAGCACCAUUCCUACAGAAGCUUUCUGGGAAUCACAUGCUUGAUGCAGAUCUCCACCAGAGAAGAGGAUUUCGUCAUCGACGCCCUCGAGCUGCGGAACGAGAUGUACAUCCUGAACGAGAGCUUCACCAAUCCCAGCAUUGUGAAGGUUUUCCAUGGCGCCGACUCGGAUAUUGUGUGGCUGCAGAAAGACUUCGGCCUCUACGUGGUCAACAUGUUCGACACUCACCAAGCUGCUCGCUCGCUCAACCUUGGCAGAAACUCCUUAGAUCACCUACUCAAAGUCUUCUGCGACGUGGACUCGAAUAAACGCUACCAACUCGCCGACUGGAGAAUACGACCUUUACCAGAGGAGAUGAUCAAAUAUGCCCAGGCUGACACACAUUACCUGCUCUAUGUGUAUGACCGACUAAGAGCGGAUCUGUUUGACGCGGCUAACGGACAACCAGGUCUCGUCCAGGUCGUCUGGUCCAAAAGCAAAGAUCUCUGCCUAAAGAAAUACAUGAAGCCAAUCUUCACUGAGGAAUCGUAUAUGGAGCUGUACAAAAAGCAGAAGAAGAGCUUCAACAGCCAGCAGUUAACUGCCUUCCGUCUCAUGUAUGCUUGGAGGGAUAAACUAGCAAGAGCGGAAGAUGAGAGCACUGGGUAUGUCCUACCCAACCACAUGAUGAUGAAAGUUGCUGAGGAGUUACCCAGGGAGCCGCAGGGCAUCGUUGCUUGCUGUAACCCCACCCCACCACUGGUGCGCCAGCAGAUCAACGAACUCCAUCAGCUCAUCAAGCAAGCGAGGGAAGUUCCACUGCUGAAGGCGGAGCUACUGGCAGAAAAGAAGAAAUCGCUGACACCUAAACGAAAGCCUGAGUCGAUGUUGUUCGGUCCCCAUGACUCCUCGCGUGUGGCCGAGAGCGACCUUAUGGAGCUCUCUUCCCAUGAAACCCCGACCAAACCUGGAGUCCUUUUCUCAGAGGAAGAUGAUGCACAUCUUAGUGAUGACCUGAAGUCUGUGGAUGGCCUCAUAGCUUGUGCAAAAAUCUCCCUCUUUGGGGAGGAAGAGGAGGUCCGUGAAUCCGCUCACUUCACCGUGGCCCAGCAGAAAGCUCGCAGCAUCAUGGAGUCUUUUGAAAACCCUUUCAGAAUGUAUUUACCUUCAAAAGAUAUACACAUCUCCAAAAAUGCGAAAUACGACCCUUCGUCCAAGAUUUACGAGAUCAGUAAUCGGUGGAAGCUGCAGAGUACUGAACAGCAGCAGAAGGAGACUCAGGCUAAACAGCAAGCGAAGGAGCAGGCAAAGAAAACUAAAGAGGAGCGUAAAAAAGCCAAACAGAGCUAUCAGGAGUCCCUGCAGAAUGUCACUACAGUCAGACAGCAGGUCCUGGAAGCAAAGCAUGGAGGACAGAAGAGAGAGAGGGUUACGAGUGAAGAGGGCGAAGAAACUUGCAAACCGAAGAAGAAAACUUUGAAAACUGGGAAGUCCAGCGCCGCUUCUCCUGCGACUUCUAAAGCAAGCCAGCAACAAGAGUCUGAAGAUCCUCAACAGGCCCCGUCUGCUACCUUCACACCUUACAACUACAGCCAGACUGAUUUCAAACUGUUUGCAGGUAAACCCAAAGACUCCACACAGUUCGAUCCAAACAGACAGGCGUAUGAACAUAAACGGAAGAAAAAGCUUAAAGGAAAUAAGCCAAGUGCUGCUGGAGGCCGGAGCAUGUCCUACCUGCCUGCAAAAUCUGACAGAGGAUUUCGUCACAACUGGCCCAAGAGAUAAGAAUCUCUACAGUUUUGUUUUUGUUUUUUAAAUGUGGGUCAUUUUAUCUAUAUAUUUAUAUAUAGCACAUUUGGGGAAAUGAUACACAAUGCUGUAUACAAAUUCUGGAAGACCUUUCAUUAAAAUGAACCUUCUAAAUAUUGGUUUCUUUUGAGUUGUUUUGGGGUUUUUUUUGCUACCUACAAAACAUGUGGAAGUGUCCUAAUAAACAUACAACAAGGACCAAAUUUAAAUUUAAUUUAAUUUAAUGUGUGAUUAGUGGUGCAUCUUCUGGAAUUAUUCCUAAAAUAAAGCAUCACAGUGAGAGCUGUUUAUGAAUGAAGAAUUAUUUCAGAAGUGAGUAAAUUAAUUAAAAAUUUGAAGAUUUAGACUCGGAGUCAAAGCGGAUACGUUUUACAAGAUUCUCUAUAGUUGUAUCUAUUAGUAUAUCUUUGGGAAGAAAUGUUAGGCUAUUUUGAAAGUUUCUGUGAUUUUAAUCUGCCUAAUAUAGAUUUCUGUAAAGUAAAUAACAUCAGGAUUAUUGCCAUCUGGUUAAUUUAGGGGUUGGAAGACUUUUUGCACCAAAAAUAAUGAACAGUUCCAUUGUGAUUUCAUCAUCAUUUAUUUUUAUUAUUAUAAUCAAACACCUGUAUGACGUACCAGGCUUAUAUAUGUAAAAAUAUAUUUUAUUUAUUUUUUGGAGACAUUUGAGCUUAUCUCUGAAUGUUGUUUUAGUGUGAUAUCAUUUUAAAGCUAUCCUGUAUCUGUAACCAGUCAAUUAAGUUAUAAAAGCUAUAAUAAAAAUGACUAACAACUAUAAACGUGUAUAUAGUGUAAUGUUCAUGGUAGUUAUACCACAGCACUGUUUAAUCCUUGAUCCUGACUGAUCACAUGAUGUUGGUUAAUCCUCUAUAACAGCAGCUCUGACAGCAGUACAAAUUCAAAUCACCGGUUUAUUUAAAGCAGUCAUUCUCAUAUUCUUGUUAUUCGUGGUGGUGUUUUUUUACUUUACACACACACUUCUAUGGCAAAUGCACCAUGUCUAAAGUCAAAUAAGAUUUUUUUAAAAGUGCGUUAUUUAACGAAGAAUAAUAUAAUUGCAGAUAUGAUGAUGCUUUCUGUAAGGAGUCUUAGUCUCUGAACGAGAAACUGAGGAAAUGUUUAUAGCAGCUAGAACAUAAGUGAUAACAUGAACGCCUUUUGCAGAUACCCCAAAACAUG